AUGUCUCUUCACCCGGGCUGGGCCCCUUUCCGGCCCUCGGACCCUCGGUCCUCGCGAUGGCGUCUCUUGGACUCGCUGAGCCUGAGGACAGCUCUGCUUCUGCAAGCUCUGUACCAUUCGGUGGAGGUAUGUAAGAUGUGGGUGGUUUCAAACCUCAACUCCCAACGACAAACACAAACCGUUUCGGAUCUGAAGCCCGGAGCGAUCUCCAAACGGCCCAAGGCUCGCGGGCGGCUCCCACCGGUCGUGAGGCUCGCGAGCUCGGCCGAGCUGCGCCUUCCACGAAGUCGAAUGAAGCUGAGGCGCCUCUGCGCCUGUCUGUCUUCUCACCACGACCAGUCCGGUCUCACCCUGCGGAAUCGGUGCCUCGCCUCACGCCUUCCGGAAGAGGUCCGAAACGUGGCCAUGGCGAAGGCUCUGAAAGCGUUGACAUUGAACCGGUCCCGGAAAGCCAUCCUCUUCCUUUUGCCCCGAGCCACCGAUCGACAGAAGCCAAAACGGGAUCCCACCGAGCCGAGCCGAGCCGAGCCGACGCUGCUCGUGUCCUGCAGACCACGGCUUUUUGGGCUCGGAUCUGGCGUGAGCUCGACGCUCGGCCUGGCCAUGCGCCCGUGCCCAUGGCAAUAUGAGCCGUUGAACAUUGAGGAUCCUGAUGAUGUAGCGCCACAGAAGGACACAAAGGCGUGGAAAAGAUCAAAGGAAUGCUUCACCACGGUUCUGUGCCUCGUGGACUUUGUCAGCGACGUCCUGGCUUCGCAAGCAAAUGCACACUCGAGUCAUGGCCUAGUGAAGAAAUUGGGCUACUUUGGUGCAGCUUUGCUCUUGGUCUCCGUGAUUGUGAACACCUGUGUGGUGUGGAGGGUGUGUAGCGAUUUUGCUGUGUGGAAGCGCCUCACAAGCAAGGCUCCAGUGGCAUCGCAAUGCUUUCGGCUGUUGGCUAGUACCAAUCCCGAGGUCUUGCUAUCGUUCUUUGCCCUGAUGUUAGACGGGUCUUUUGAGGACGAGCAAGUUCUCCUCGCGGGGAGGAGUGUGAAGAAAUGGGGCCUUUUGUCCCAGUUGUUUGAAGAUGUGCCCCAAUUCGGGGUUCAAGCGGCAUCUCUGACGAUUUCUUGGAUCAACGGAUGGCCUGUGACCAUGCCCGUGGUCUUAUCCGUAUGUUUCACCCUCGUGAUGCUCUUCCUCAAGGUCAUCACGAACAGCCUGGUCCUGGUUCUCCGCACGGACUUCCAGAAUGCCACGCUGGAACGAGCUGCCAUGGGCCGUGCGGUGGCCGUUUGCCCGAGGCCGGAUCACGCGUUACACCUCGUCUUACAGGCCGCGCUUGCCUCGGGCAACGUGGUCUUCCUGCGCUUCGCAGGCCCUAUUCCACUGCCAGACUGCCCUGUGACGGGUCAAGAUCUGGGUAUCAUGACUUUGUUGGUCUCCUACUUGAUCGGGGUCUUUCUGGUCCUGGCUUUGGCCUACAGCUUCCGUGAACGCUUGUGGCACUGCAUUUUGCAGUUGGAGCUCUCAGCGCUUCUGAUGGCCAUCGCCACGGUGCACCCGGUCAGCUUGCUGCAGAUUGACCCUGGCCUGCCCAAGGAAGCUGGCUGCUGUUGGACGGGCUUCUUAGUGCUGGGACCCCUUCUGCGAUGCUUGGCCAUGGCGAGCCUCGCGGCUUGGGGGGUUUGGCGGAGUGACUUUCCGGUGCCGGAGAACGCGUGCAUCGCGCUUUUGGUGGGCAAUGUCCUGGGCAUCCUGCAGUUGAUUAUCUUCCUGGAUGAAGCAAAGGGCGAGGCCCAUCAGGAGGUGAAAACCUUCAAGGACCUUGAAGAUCUGGAGCGAGAGCAGCAAGAGGAGGUGAAUGAACUCCUUGCGCAGCUUCAUAGCUGUUCAAGACUGCGAGAUCUUCCCGACGUGCUGAGUUGCUGGGAGGACCUGGCGGUGUUGCGACCCCUCGACCGGCGCAUCGAUGUGGCGUACCAGUUGAACGAGGCCUUCAACAAGAACAAGAGCUUCGAGGCCAGGGCAGCGGUGAUCUAUUCGCUGGACGCCGCGUGGGAGUGGAAGAUGUACGCGGAAGCGAAGCAGAUCAAGGAGGAUCAGGAAGAGGCUCGCCAGUGCCUUGGCAUCGUGGAAGCCGCCCGCACCGGGCGUGCCGGUGCCGUUCGACACUUUCUUGGAGAGAACCCCCGCCUGCUGGAGGAGAAAGAUGCUUCGAGCCGCAGCGAUAGCCUGCUGCAUCUGGCCGCCCGGGAGGGCCACGCUGCCACGGUGGAGGUCUUGCUGGAGAAAGGAAUUGAGUUUGAAAAGAACAAUGAAGGUAACACCGCCUUGCACCUUGCGGUGUCUGGAAAUCAUGCUAGCACCGUGCGGGUGCUGCGAGAUGACUUGCACAUCAGCGAUGCACUGCUCCUAAACGAAGCCGGUGACGGUGCUGUGCACCUGGCGGCCUGCAAGGGGCACUGGGAGACCAUCGAGGCCCUCCAGCUUGAGACACAUCAGAUCCGCUUGCAGCUUAAUCGCGAUGGUGACAGACCAUUGGCGCUGGCUGCCUGGUAUGGCCAUGACAAAAUAGUGGAGCUCCUGAUCUCUUUGGGUAAGGAUGAGGAUGAGGAGGAGGAGGAUGAGCUCGAUCACAAAGACGCAAACCGCUAUACUGCAUUGCACUUGGCAGCCCAAGAAGGCCACAACGAUGUUGUGAAGCACCUGCUCAAAGCUCGGGCAUCGAUUCGACAGAGAAAUGAUGAAGGUCAAGAGCCACUGCACCUUGCGGCCUGGUGCGGUCGCACGGAGACGGUGAAUCACUUGGUGUUUACGGCCAAGGCAGACCUGAGCUGCAGAGACGAACAUCGUCGGUGCCCAUUGGCGCUUGCAGCGUGGGAAGGCCACAGCGAGGUGGUGAAGCUCCUCGUCGACGCCCAAGCGGAAGUGAAUGACCAAGACAAGGAUGGUGACACUGCAUUGCACCUGGCAGCCAUGAGUGGCCACAACGAUGUUGUGAAGUUCCUGGUCGACGCCGACGUGUUAAGAAUGAAGAAUGAAGGUGGUCGGUGCCCAUUGGCGCUUGCAGCGUGGGAAGGCCACUGCGAGGUGGUGAAGCUCCUCGUCGACGCCCAGGCGGAAGCGAAUGACCAAGACAAGGAUGGUGACACUGCAUUGCACCUGGCAGCCAUGAGUGGCCACAACGAUGUUGUGAAGCUCCUCGUCGACCGCAAGGCGUUCCUGAGUGUGAAGAAUGAAGAGGGAAGCACACCGCUGGACGUGGCCAAGGAUCUCAAUGACGACGUCCGGCGCAUGCUGCAGCCCCCGUGAUGGAGGAUUUCGCGGCCACUUGUUCUGAAGAGGAUUGGAGUUGGAGGGGGCUGGUGAUAGGCUUCACCGCGGCGAGCCCGAGCUCGUAUCUGCCGUGGCGCCCACCCGUGGUGUCCGCGUGGGCGGUGAGUGCUGAGGUCCGGGGUGGGA
Messenger RNA from Durusdinium trenchii, 3444 nucleotides. The record is from the annotation of a GenBank genome assembly. NCBI's taxonomy places the organism in Eukaryota, Dinophyceae, Suessiales, Symbiodiniaceae.